Diorhabda sublineata is the source of this 5634-nucleotide messenger RNA. RefSeq names its product TOM1-like protein 2. Lineage: Eukaryota; Metazoa; Arthropoda; Insecta; Coleoptera; Chrysomelidae. Gene Ontology annotation, molecular function: ubiquitin binding; phosphatidylinositol binding; clathrin binding. The record is from RefSeq and is a predicted model, not a curated record. Gene Ontology annotation, cellular component: endosome; membrane. The coding region runs from base 109 to 1545 and encodes 478 amino acids. The transcript is spliced from 9 exons. Gene Ontology annotation, biological process: signal transduction.
GAGAAUGGGAAGAAACUGUUGACAUUGACAAGUAUGAAAUUGUCAAAUGUAGAUCUGUAUUCUAUAGAAAAACAAUAAUAUUUUGGUGUCUCCGUUAUAAAUUGAAAAAUGUCGUUUAUAUCUAAUGCUCUAAUUGGUAAUCCAUUUUCAACUACCGUGGGUAGUAAAAUCGAACAAGCUACUGAUGGCUCCCUGGCAUCAGAAAAUUGGGCCCUUAAUAUGGAAAUAUGUGAUCUUGUAAAUGAAACAGAUGAUGGACCUAGAGAUGCAAUUAAAGCAAUUCGAAAGCGGCUUACACAAAAUGCAGGAAAAAAUUAUACCAUUGUUAUGUACACUCUGACUAUAUUAGAAACUUGUGUAAAGAACUGUGGAAAGAAAUUUCAUAUUUUAGUGUGUAACAAGGAUUUUAUACAGGAGCUGGUUAAAUUAAUUGGACCAAAAAACGAUCCACCAACAGCUGUACAAGAAAAAGUUUUGAGUUUAAUUCAAUCGUGGGCUAGUGCUUUUCAAAGCAUACCAGAAUUGUCUGGUGUUACUACAGUAUAUCAGGAUCUUCUAGCAAAAGGAAUAGAAUUUCCUCCAACUGAUUUAGAUUCACUAGCUCCUAUACAUACACCUAAAAAGAGUGUAACAAGUUCAGAUAUACCAUUAUCAUCACCUAAACCAACUUCUCCCAGACCUGCUACGGUAUCUCAUGGAAUAUUGACACCCGAACAAAGGGCCAAAUUGCAAUCUGAAUUAGAUGUGGUACAGAGCAAUAUGGCUGUUUUGGGAGAAAUGUUGUUUGAAGUUAAACCGGGAGAGGAACAACCCGAUGAACUCGAAUUGUUACAGGAAUUACACGUUACGUGUAAAAAUAUGCAAAAAAGACUGGUAGAAUUGAUCAACAAAAUUUCUAAUGAUGGAAUGUGUGAAGAACUCCUCAGAAUUAACGACGAGCUUAAUAAUUUGUUUCUAAGGUACAGCAGAUGGGAAAAGAACAGAGACGUUGGAAUCAAAUCCGCUUCAACGGUUCUUGCUAAGGCUAUGCCUCCGACGUCAUCUUCUACUACUACUACUACCACCCCCAAACCACCAUUGGAAGCUAGUGAUAGUCUUAUAGAUUUUGACGAUGUACCAAAGUCUUUAAAUGGAUUAACUCUCACUCCAAAUAAAUCAGCGGGAGAUGCAUCUGGCGAAAUUAACGAAAAGACAACGACAGACGAAUUUGACAUGUUCGCUCAAUCUAGAAACGUUACUUAUGAAAGUUCCAAGAAGAGUGGAAGCACUUAUAAGGAUAAUAUUGAUCCUAAUCAAAUUUCCGGUGGUUUGAGCUCUAUAACUCAAAAAAAACCGACCAAUCCAGACGAACUCGAAAUUGACGAAAUGGCCAAUUGGUUAGGUAGAACGACUGGAAUCGAGGAAUCUGUGACGAGUAGUGAUUUUGACAGGUUUUUAGCGGAAAGGGCCGCCGCAGCUGAAAAUUUACCGACUAUAGUUUGUACAACGAGUAUAAAAACGACGGAUACAUCCAAAGAGAAAACAACCGAUAAAUCGGCUAUAUAAUGAUAAGUGUAUAAUUAGAAUAUGAUUGUGGAAAAAAGUUACGUUACCCCCCUUUUAUAAACGAUUAAAAUGAAAAUUUAAAAAUCAUAAUAAAACUUCAAAUCCCAUAUUUCACUUAUUAGUUACUGAAAAAUUAGUAUUUGAAGUUAUUUCGUAACCAAUUAAUUUUAUUGAAUCUCGUAAAUGAUAAUUAUUAACAAUACUUUGUUUGAACGAUCAUUGUGAUUAAAAGGAAACUAAAACGGUCUGGAAAAUUCAAAAUUCACAUUAUUAAUUAGCUUAAUUCAAUAUAAUGUUCUUGAACUCCUUACACUCAGUGUACAUAUAAAGUAAUACUGAUACUAGAUAAAAUUGUUAAUUUAAUAAGACAAAAGCAAAUUAAAGACUAGAACAAAAACUAACAUUCAAUCAGACUAAAUGUAUUGAUUCAAUAGUAGCUACACUUCGGUAAUUAUUUUAGCUCCUCUUGUCUACUUUCUUGUGAUUGAGCACGUUACCUGUUGGUACCUUUUAUUCGUUUCUAGCUCUAUUAUUUUUUGCCCAUAUUUUUCAAAAUUCCUCCAAUAAUACUCAUGCCCAGCUGUCUCUCCUUGUCAUAGCAUCUGUAUUUAACUCUUCAUAUUUCGUUUGUUCUCAGCUCACGCUUCGUUUGCUCCUCAACGAUCUUCAUUUUUUAAUUGAGUUUCCAUUUCUGUAUUUGUUAUGUUUAAUUACUUGUUGCCCAUUUGGUUAUCUUUUACUGAAUAUUCCAUUGUAUUUCCAUUUUUCUUUGUUUAGUUUCUUUUCAUCUCGUAUUUUUACAUUCCACCAUGCAGUCUGUUCUUUUCAUUCCUGUUAUACCACAUCUUUAUUUGCCUGCUCUCACGAAUGUAUUUCUAAAGAAUUCCCACAGUUCUUUCAGAGAGGUUAUGGUUGGUUCAUCACCUUACUUAACAGAUACCUAAUCUAAUCUAAUCUAACUCUGGGCAUAUUCUUAAAGGUACAUUAUUAUCGCUUAGUCUGUAGUUUUUAAUUGUUUUUUCCAUAUUUUGAUGAAGCACUGUAUUUUUCAUAGUUAAAAACAUUGCUAAAUGAACGCGCAUUGGUCUAUAGUCAAUAAACAAUUCCAACAUUGGAAGGAAUGAGCUUAAAAUUUGCUAGAUCAAGGGAAAAAUAUAAAAAUGUAAUUGUGGUGACUUCUAUUCGAUAUUUUUUUCAAUGUGAUAAAAAUAAAUUGUCUAAAUUUUAUUUAUAGGUACUUACAAAGAUAUUUUUACGUUGCAACAUCUACAACUACAUUUUUUUUUCAUUUUAAUAAUUUUUUUUUGUUUUCCGUCCGAUGAUUGGUUACAAAUAUCGCUGUUCUAGUUGAUUUCUGUAUUUAUAGCAACAUUACGUGAAAUAUUGGAAGUGGAGUUUGACAAUGAAAAAUAAAAGCAUUAUGUUUAAACUGUCAUGAUUAAGAUUACCAGAAUAAAAAAAAAUUAUGAAAUUGUUAUGCUUCAUUUUAGAUUAUUUAUAAAACAUAUACAUAGCUUUAAAUAGGGGGAAAUAUUUUUUGCGCCUUUAUUCUGGAUCAAUGUAUUUUUUCUCUUAGCUCUUUUGAAAUAAGUUAGACGUACGUGUCCUCAAUGGUUCAUAGGUUAAUCCAAAUUGUCAAUCAAAAAAAUCUUUCUAUCAGUGCAUAAACUACAAUACUACCACAUUUCGUAGAAAUCCGAGUUCAUUUCACUAUUUCCGGUCUCCAUUUUGAAGCUACCAUUUUGUUUAUGAAAAAACUAACCCCAAAUACAAAAUCAGCGACCGAAAAAAAACUCAUAUACCAAAUUUCGUCGUAAUUGUAGAUCAUUUCACUACUUCCGGUCUCCAUUUUCAGGUCGCCAUUUUGUUAGAAACACAACCAACCCCAACGUAAUCACACGAUAAACCCCCAAAUACCAAAUUUCGUGACAAUCGAAGUUCAUUUCACUACUUUCUGUCUCCAUUUUGAAGCCGCCAUUUUGUUUAUGAAAAAACUAACCCCAGAUACGUAUUCAGCGACCUGGAAAAAACCCAGAUACUAAAUUUUAUCGUAAUCAGAGUUCAUUUCACUACUUCCGGUGUCCAUUUUUAAACCACCAUUUUGUUUGUGAAAAAAUAACCGCAGAUACGUAAUAAGCCUCCGGAAAAAUCUCCAAAUACCAAAUUUCGUGUCUAUCGGAUUUCAUUUCACUACUUCCGGUCUCCAUUUUGAAGCGACCAUUUGAUUAGUGAAAAAACUAGCCCCAAAUACAUAAUCAGCGUAAUCAACCAUAUACCAACCAUCAACCAUUCGUGUUUAUCAAAGCUCAUUUCAAACCUCCGCAUACUCAAUCGGUUCGUUUUAAAGACUUAUGUCCAGUUUUUCGGUCUUUUGCCCCACUGUGCGACAGACGAACGAAAAAUUUGGAACGACAGAAAAAACGCCUCCCUUUAAAAAAUUAAUAUUUUUGGUACCACCAUCGUUUUGGUUGACAUUCUUGAACAACUUAUUUAUCUAGAGGGCAAUCACAAACAUAAUUUUGCUUCCAAAAUAUUUAUAUCAAGCUGUUUAUUGGUGGAUGCUUUAUAUUAUACAAUUUUUAUUCUACUGUAAUUUAUAAUUGCGACAAUUAUUUUUUUGUCAAAAAAAACAAAUAUUUUCCAAUUUAGAUUUUAAUGAAACAUUCCAUGUGAUUGGUAAUAGGUUAAAAUUAUUGUGUUAUAUAGCGACAUAUAUUCAAACAAUCGAGUUUGAAAAACCGUUAUUUUUAAAGGAGGAAGUAGAAAUUCUUCAUAUUAUAGAAUAUUCCUUCUCACUAUCAAAUAUUGUACAAAUCCAGUGAUUCAAAAUGUCUGCGGAUAUAUGUUGGUAUAGAUUCAUUUGGUGUCACCUACUAUCCUCCUGAGCUAGUUUAUUUCUUACAAAUAUUUUAGGUUAUAAUUGACCUGUUGCUGAAGUCAGGAUCAUUGAAGAAGCUAGAAGUUUCUCCAUAGCAUCCACAGCAAAAAAAGCUCCAGUUUGGGGGGCCACCAAAUGAAGAAGAGUCACACAUUAUCGAAAACCAGAGUCAAACCAAAAAAAUACUUUAAGAGCUUUGAACCUAAGUACCAUAUGUAUCAAAUUGACUAAGGCUACAAAAUUUGUGUUUAGUUAUGUUAUAGAUACAAGGUUGUGAUUUUAUUGGAAUAAUUGUCAUGUUAAUGUUUUUUUCUUCAUGAUUACUAACACACCAACUUUUAAAAGUGUUACAACUCCUUUUUAUAUUUAUUUUCCCAAGUAAAUUUCAAUAGACACUGAUAAGAGUAGAACAGUUUUUGGUUCUGGAGAAAGUGUACCGGAAGUAUCCUUCUUCGUGGAACUACAAUAAUUCGAGACUGAUACAUCGUCCAAGUAACUCUUAGAAAUGAAUUGAUUCAUCAUUUGUGCAGAUAUUGGGCUUAUUUUCAGUCCUAAAUAUGCGUUGUAGAGUGAGUUAUAGAUCACUAGAUAUGAAUCUCAUAGGAGAGUUCUAGCAUAGUCUCAACAGUUCUGACACAUUCUAGAAUAAUAGAGGUAGGAGAGUUCUAGCAGAGUCUCGUCGUUUCUAUACCAGUUCAGAGAUAGUUCUACCACAAUCUCGCUAGUUCUAAACCAGUUCUGAGAGAGUUCCAGCACAAUCUCGACCGUUCUAAACCAGUUCUGAAAACAUAUGUGAGAGUUCUGGCACAUUCUAGAGUAGUAGGGAGAGAUUAAAUUUCACAUGUUUUAUUUUUUCUCGUAUCCUUUCUUUUUAUACCACAUCUCUUAAAAGGUGGAGGUACUAGGGGAGUGCAGUACUUUUGAAAGUAAGGUUAGAAAGAUGAUUCAUUUAUUUCUCUUUGGUUAUUACAAAAACGGGUUCUGCAAUGCCAGUAUAAAAACUGGUUAUUUGAAAAAGGAUCUGAUCAUUUAAUGUAAUUAUUUAUACUGCCAUUGUUGAAUCUUUCCAAAGUAAAAAUAAUAUUUAUUGAUUGCACUAUAUAUAAUUAAGUGUUGUUAUAAAUCAUUUAUAAUACUAAAAUUGUUAAUUAUUUGAACUUAUAUAUCUUGUUUUAAUAUGUAUUAAACCAAUAAAGGUAUUUAUAUAUUCA